This is a messenger RNA of Helianthus annuus (common sunflower), 3211 nucleotides long. RefSeq names its product 26S proteasome non-ATPase regulatory subunit 2 homolog A. The coding region runs from base 243 to 2933 and encodes 896 amino acids. Gene Ontology annotation, biological process: proteasome-mediated ubiquitin-dependent protein catabolic process; regulation of protein catabolic process. The transcript is spliced from 23 exons. Gene Ontology annotation, molecular function: enzyme regulator activity. Gene Ontology annotation, cellular component: proteasome regulatory particle, base subcomplex; proteasome complex; proteasome storage granule. Lineage: Eukaryota; Viridiplantae; Streptophyta; Magnoliopsida; Asterales; Asteraceae. The record is from RefSeq and is a predicted model, not a curated record.
AGGCCCAAUAUAAACUUGGAUCUUGUUUGGGCUGCAACUCUGCAUCGUACUUAAAACGAUUAAUCAGAAAAGGUAAAAUAAAAAGAAAGAGUUGAGGUUGCUUGGGGAGAAAGAGAACAGCAAGGGUUCUGUCUGCUAAAUACCCCUUUCGUUCAUCGAAUAACACUCUCGCUAAUCUAAUUCCAACAUUUCUCAUCAAUCUCAUCUGGUUUGAUUCUCCAAUUCGUCCACUUUCCAGACAAAUGGAUCCAGAACCAACCAACAACAACAACAACACCGCCAGCGGCAGCGGAAACCCCAAAGACGAGUCCAAUUUGAAGCCACCUUCAAAAGAUCCGAAGAAGAAAGACGAUAAGAAAGACGAAGAUCUCUCGGAGGAGGAUUUGGCGUUGAAACAGCAGUUGGAGUUGUAUGUUGAACGAGCUCAGGAUGCAGACCAAGGGUUACAGAAGGUUGCUCUUGAGAGCAUGAGGCAAGAAAUUAGGACAUCGACAAGUUCUAUGACUUCAGUUCCAAAGCCACUGAAGUUUUUGCGUCCACAUUAUGGAACUCUCAAAUCGUAUUACGAGACUAUGCCAGAUUCUGAUUUAAAGAAAUUGCUUGCAGAUAUACUAUCAGUUUUGGCUUUGACAAUGUCUGCAGAGGGUGAUCGGGAGAGUUUGAAGUAUCGAUUGCUGGGUUCUGAAGGUGAUAUCGGUUCCUGGGGUCAUGAGUAUGUUAGGAAUUUGGCCGGUGAAAUUGCACAAGAGUAUUCAAAAAGAGUGAAUGAGGAAGCAAACGUGGAUGAUCUAAUAGAACUUGUGGAACAAAUUGUUGCUUUUCACAUGAAGCAUAAUGCUGAACCUGAAGCUGUAGAUCUAUUGAUGGAGGUUGAAUUUCUUGAUCUGCUAGUGAAGCAUGUUGACAAGACAAAUUACAAAAGAACUUGUUUGUAUCUAACAAGUUCAGCCAGGUACCUCCCUGGACCAGAUGACAUGUCAGUUCUGGAUAUUGCAUACACAAUAUACAAAAAAUUUGAGGAAUUUCCAAGUGCACUUCAGAUUGCACUCUAUCUCGACAACAUGCAGCAUGUGAAGGAAAUUUUCACUUCUUGUCCUGAUCUCUUGCGGAAGAAGCAAUUUUGCUACAUUCUUGCUCGACAAGGUUUAAGUUUUGAGCUUGAUGAAGAAAUGUGUGCUGAUGAUGAAGACAGGGAGGCCUUGCAAGAAAUUAUCAACAAUACGAAAUUAAGCGAAGGCUAUCUUACCCUUGCUCGGGAUAUUGAAGUCAUGGAGCCCAAAUCUCCUGAAGAUAUAUACAAGGCACAUUUGCUUGAUGGUCGUGCUAGUGCUGGUGCUAGUGUUGAUUCCGCCAGACAAAACUUGGCUGCAACGUUUGUAAAUGCGUUUGUGAAUGCGGGUUUUGGUCAGGAUAAAUUGAUGACGGUAACUUCAGAGGCUUCAAGUGGAGGUUCUUCUAAUUGGCUUUUUAAGAACAAAGAUCAUGGGAAAGCAAGUGCUGCUGCAAGUUUGGGGAUGAUUGAUCUCUGGGAUGUUGACACCGGUCUCGCCCAACUUGACAAGUACUUCCAUAGCAAUGAUAAUCAUGUCAUCGCUGGUGCUUUGUUGGGUGUCGGAAUCGUAAACUGCGGCAUCAAGAAUGACUGUGAUCCCGCGUUGGCUCUUCUUGCUGAUUAUCUCGAUAAAGAAGAUUCUUUUGUUAGAAUCGGCGCGAUAACUGGUCUUGGUUUUGCAUAUGCAGGCACUCAAAACGAACAGAUUCGAGACAAAUUGACUCCGAUUCUCGGAGACCCGAAAGCACCCCUAGACGUUAUUGCUUUCACUGCAAUUGCUUUAGGUUUGGUGUAUGUUGGUUCGUGUAACGAGGAGGUCGCUCAGGCAAUAAUAUUUGCACUUAUGGACAGAAGUGAGUCAGACUUGGGGGAGCCGCUCACCAGACUAUUACCUCUCGGGUUAGGUCUUCUUUACCUCGGGAAGCAGGAUAGCGUGGAGGCUACUGCUGAGGUAUCAAAGACAUUUAAUGAAAAGAUCAGAAAGUAUUGUGAUAUGACUCUGAUGUCUUGCGCGUAUGCUGGAACAGGCAAUGUUUUGAAGGUUCAACACUUUCUCGGUCAAUGUGCACAGCACUUCGAGAAGGGUGAAACGUUUCAGGGUCCGGCUGUACUUGGUAUCGCCAUGGUAGCAAUGGCCGAGGAGCUAGGGCUCGAUAUGGCAAUCCGUUCGUUAGAGCAUCUUUUACAGUACGGAGAACAAAAUAUCAGAAAGGCGGUUCCAUUGGCUCUUGGUCUUCUCUGCAUCUCAAAUCCAAAGGUCCACGUAAUGGAUACACUGAGUCGACUCAGUCACGAUGCCGAUACAGAAGUCGCUAUGGCAGCAGUUAUCUCUUUGGGGUUAAUUGGUGCGGGAACCAAUAAUGCGAGAAUAGCUGGCAUGCUUCGGAAUCUGUCGAGUUAUUACUACAAAGAAGCCAAUCUUCUCUUCUGUGUUCGUAUUGCUCAAGGUUUUGUACAUAUGGGGAAGGGUUUAAUGACCCUUGCUCCUUACCACUCGGAGCGCUUCUUAUUAUCUCCUACGGCCUUGGCUGGACUUGUGGUACUACUGCACGCAUCUCUUGACAUGAAAGCAAUCAUUUUGGGAAAAUAUCACUAUGUUCUCUACUUUGUAGUUUUGGCUAUGCAGCCUAGAAUGUUGCUGACCGUGGAUGAAAAUCUGAAACCUCUAUCGGUACCAGUUCGGGUGGGCCAGGCUGUUGAUGUUGUGGGCCAGGCGGGUCGGCCCAAGACAAUAACCGGGUUCCAGACCCAUUCAACCCCUGUCCUCUUGGCUGCUGGAGACCGGGCUGAACUUGCAACAGAGAAGUAUCUUCCUCUCUCUCCUAUUUUGGAAGGAUUUGUUAUUUUGAAAGAGAAUCCAGAUUACAGGGAAGAAGCGUAGGCACGUGGAUCAAUACUAAACGGGAUUUAUUGGAAAUCCAAAGUAACGUGCUACCAUGUGACCUGAUUCUGAUGGUGACGAAGUCGUGUAUUGUUUUGUGACCCGGGCUUAGGUUUUGAGGCAGUCUUAGACAUGUUUUUAAGUUAUGUUUGAUGGUGAUGUUAAAAUAGAUAUACGUUUUGCUCAUGAACAAGCUGUCAUGAACUUUACACUCAUUUCAAGCGACGCUUUCUCCCAACAAAGUAGAUGACUUUAAUUUCAAGUCGUGUGAUGUUUGU